Molecule: messenger RNA, 1564 nt
Organism: Vitrella brassicaformis
Lineage: Eukaryota; Vitrellaceae
Source: the annotation of a GenBank genome assembly
AGUCUUUGCAGCCUCUCGGUCCACUCAGUGAGGGUAAGAUGGCAGCCAGAAAUGCCAAAAACCAGAUGCCUUUCUGUGUCUGCUGUGUGCCUGCAGAUCUCCCACGCAAAUCACGCCUCUCUGAGACCUUUCCACAGCCACGACUGAUGCGGCCCACUGGUGCAGCGCCCUCGUCCCAGCCCCUCUUCCAGCCCGCCGAGCUCUUUGACAUGUCAUUGCCCAUCAGCAAGAUGGCCCGCAUGGCCAUGUCCACUGACGAUGCCACGCGAGCCGCUCUCCGCUCACAGAUCGUCACCCUCACUCGGCAGCAGGAGCUGCUGGGCCACACCUCGGCGACCGUCACCAGCACGCUGCUCAACGGCGUCCAGCGGCACAUCAACAAGGCCAUCAGUCGUCUUGGCUUGGAGGACGUCUUGGCCUUCGACAUUGCUGGUGACGUGGAGGGCGGCUUGAGGGUCGUCUGGCUGCUGAAGCAGGGCAGCGGUGAGGAGUGGCGGGCGAUGGGGCGGUUCCUUCGGCUGGCCUUCAUCCAUCGGCUGACCCCCGCCAACACGGCUCGGCCCCUUCAGCUGUCGGCCGACUCGCUGCCCACAGCAACGGCCUUGCACCAGCUGCCGAUCGCAUUGGCCAUCUACAAAGCAUUCGGCGACCUCCUCACACACGGAGGGACCAGCCUGGCGCUGCAGCAGGCCGACAACGGGGCCUAUCGGAUUGGCACUUUCACCUUCCGUGUGGUGGCAUAUGGUGAUCUGCCGGGUGGCCAUCGCUGCGCCAACGGCUACAGGGGGACCGACCCCGCCAUCCGCUGGGGCUUUUUUCUGUACCCCUCAUUCUCGGCAUGUCUCCUGCACACGCUGCUGUACCGAUGGGCCCACGAGGAGGGGGUGAAUGUGAGGAAGGUGCUGCGGGCAGAUAUCGGCCGUCGUGACCCUCGCUAUGGCCGUCUAAUGAUCGAGGGCAUCACAGAGGAUCAGGGCAUCGCUGUCGACUUCCGUUUCGACUGGGGCGAUCUGAAUGCGAAUCCGACUGACUAUCGUCAUGUGAUAGUGAGUGGCUUCCGACCAAACGAGGCCGUCGCCGCCUUUCUAUGGGUGGAGUCCGGCCGCAUCGCUAUGUGGACAGCCGAGCGAUCUGCGGCCGAUCGGUCUCAUCCACUCGUUCAGCGCUUCCCCGAGUCGGUCGGUGCUGUCCGCCGUGUGCUGAGGGCAUUCGGCGUCGAGCGUGACGUCAUCGAGAGGGGGAUGGUGCUACUGUGAGGGGUGAGUGGUGAGUGUUGGUGGAGGAGGGUCUGUCUGUGUGAGCACAGUGGUGGAAUGGGACUAAGUGGGUUUGAAUAGGCGACGUGACUGACUGGAUUGUGUGUGUGCCAUGGUUGACAGAGAGAUUGGAAAGAAAGGAUUGUGCAGCUGCCAGCCUAGGCUAUUCCCAGGUUAUAAGCCUGGCAGCUGGCUACGGGGCUGGUCGCCUGAGCAAUGCAUGCAAUGCAUGGUGGUUAGGUGGGAAGUACUUUUGGUGCCGACAACUGUUGACUAUAUAUUGUCAUGCAUAUAUUAAAGGUUCAGCA